ACACACACACACCUAUCAUCCUCCUUCCAUUUAAGCAAGUGGCAGUAUCACAGUUCAAGAACCCAUUUAAGCCAAGCCAAGUUCUCAAGGAAGGUAUAGAGCAGCGUCAGUCAGAGAGUGGCCUGUGGAGGCCUUGAGGGGUGAUAGAGAGGUCUGGAGGACUGCAUUUGGCCCGUGAGCCUGAAGGUUCCCACCCUUCAACUAGAUAUAUAAAACCUUUCGUUAUGGACUCAUUGUGCUGGGAUUCUUUCUGGUGAUGAUUGGUAUGUUCAUUAUGAGUGUGGACAAGCCCCAGAUCUACAUCACCUUCUGUACGCUGGGGAGCUUAAUCAUAGCUGCAGGGAUCAUCUGGAGCAUGUGCCAGUGUUACCCAAAGAUUAGAGUUGUUUCUGUUGAUGCAGAGUCUGAGAAGUUCCUUGUAAAGAAGGCUGCUGCUUCAUCCGUUGAAAACGAGAUUCCUGAGAAGAAGAGUUUCCAGACAUCUUAUACCAGCCAGAAAGAAGCUGAUUUCUAUGAGAAAAGUCUGCCAUCUUAUGAACAGAUACAGAUGAAGGUGGCAAGUACGGAGUGCUUGGGUGUUCUGUCUGCCCCAGUCCCACCAGCCAGAGUGGGAGGAAGUAUCCAACCUGUUGUACAGGCCAGAGCAGAGGUCCACAGGGAUUCAGAGAGUGAUGGAGAUGCCUCUAAGGAUCCACCAUCCCAGGGGGAAGCCGCAAGUUUGUCCUGUCAGUCGGAAAGGUUUCAGAACCAGGCACCACUAGCUUCUUUUCAAGAGGAAGUGGACACAUCUUCUGUGGAAUCUACAUCCAACAGUCCAUUUCUACAGAAGUGGAAAGAUGUCUCAAAACCUAUGCCUCCAACAGAAAGUCAGCUCAGAUUCAAACUUCCUUCCUAUGAAGAUUUUGCCUUGAUUGAUUCCCUGAUGGUGGAAGGUCAAGGUCGAGGCAAUGAAAGAACAAUGGCACCAAACCAAACCCAUUGCCCUAUUCCUGCCACAGGAGGAGAUGGUGCAUUGGCCACAGUAGGACCUGGACCAUUGGAACACAGAGCUAUAGAGAAUGUGGAAGAGGAUGACAUGUAUUAUGGCAUAAAAGAGGGACCAGGAAAUUUCCUUUCAUCUGUUGGUGCUGUCUCUGAACCAAAAGACUAAGCAUUAAAAAUUUGGAAUGA
Messenger RNA from Rhineura floridana, 1170 nucleotides. RefSeq names its product barttin CLCNK type accessory subunit beta (gene BSND). Gene Ontology annotation, cellular component: basolateral plasma membrane. Gene Ontology annotation, biological process: chloride transport. Lineage: Eukaryota; Metazoa; Chordata; Lepidosauria; Squamata; Rhineuridae. The record is from RefSeq and is a predicted model, not a curated record. The transcript has 5 exons. Gene Ontology annotation, molecular function: chloride channel regulator activity. Bases 257 to 1150 code for a protein of 297 amino acids.